AUGAGUGUUGUUGUUGUGGAUGAUCUUCUAUUACUUUCCAUUCCUAAAGAUGUGGUUGAAAAGGAAUUAAAGCAUAGAGGACACUUUACAUCUAUUAGCAUUACUGGGGAAUUCGAUCAUUGGGGACAUACUGAUCCACAAUAUCAUUUGAGGUUUAAUGAUCAAGAGAAUGUUUAUAAUGUAGGCAUUCCACACAAAGAGGAGAACAGUUUACAGUUUAAAUUCAUUGUCGAUAAUGAUUUAUGGAUUACUUUCCCUUGUUUCUCAACAUGUAUGGAUUAUCAUGGCUAUUUUAAUAAUAUAAUAAACUCCAAAUAUAUCGUUCCAUCAAUGGCUGAAAGUGGAUCAAAUUCACAAGAAGAUACAUUAACAUUGAAUGAACGUUCGCAAGUUUUCGAAGGAAAAGAAGAAUAUACCGGGGAAGAGAGAGAAAUUCCCCAAAUAGAUUACAGUAAUAUUCUAAUAAAGGAAGGUGAUUACAUAAAUAUUUCAUCACAGAGUGAAUUAAGCAGCGCAGAUGAGAUAGAGGAUGAAGAAACUCUAUUAACAGGCAAUUUCAACGAUGAUUGCUGGUACGAAGAACCUCGGCAUUAUCUGUAUCCAAAGCCAGUUUAUAAUUCAAAACUUUCAAGACUCACAAAAAGUUUCAAAGAAUAUUGGUACAUGGAAUAA
This is a messenger RNA of Naumovozyma castellii, 672 nucleotides long. RefSeq names its product Atg45p (gene ATG45). NCBI's taxonomy places the organism in Eukaryota, Fungi, Ascomycota, Saccharomycetes, Saccharomycetales, Saccharomycetaceae. The record is from RefSeq and is a predicted model, not a curated record. The transcript has a single exon. Bases 1 to 672 code for a protein of 223 amino acids.